AAUUAGCAUCCCUGAGCGGGCACACGGACGGAAAGCUAGCUUCCUUUCCAAUCCAUCGGGCUAGAGAGACGAGGCAAGAGAAACAGGGAGCGCGCGAUAUAAGGGCGGAAAGAAGGAAGGAACGGAACGGACGGGCGGCUAGAAGAGGAAGCAGAGGGGGAGAAUAAGAAUAGAGUUUAGCGAAGCAGCAGCUAAUGGCGUGCCGCUUCCUGUACACCCCCGCCGCCGCCUUGGUCGCCCUCCUGCUGCAGGCGGCGGCGGCGUCCGCCACCUUUCCUGCGGACGGCGGGCUCCUCUCCCGGCCGGCGGCGGCGGCGCUGUCCUUCGAGGAGGGAUACACGCAGCUGUUCGGGGACUCCAACCUCAGGCUCCACGGGGACGGGAAGCGCGUCCACAUCUCCCUCGACGAGAGAACAGGUGCCGGGUUCGCGUCGCAGGGCGCGUACCUCCAUGGCUUCUUCAGCGCCCGCAUCAAGCUGCCCUCCGACUACGCCGCCGGCGUCGUCGUCGCCUUCUACAUGACGAACGGGGACGUGUACGAGAAGACGCACGACGAGCUGGACUUCGAGUUCCUGGGGAACGUGAGGGGGAAGGAGUGGAGGGUGCAGACCAACGUGUACGGCGACGGCAGCACCUCGGUCGGCCGGGAGGAGAGGUACGGCCUCCCGUUCGACCCCACCCAGGACUACCACCGCUACGCCAUCCUCUGGACCAAUCGCACCAUCGUGUUCUACGUGGAUGAGACGCCGAUCAGGGAGGUGGUGCGGAGCGAGGCCAUGGGGCUGCAGUUCCCGUCCAAGCCGAUGUCGCUGUACGCCACCAUCUGGGACGGCUCCAGCUGGGCCACGUCGGGGGGCCGGUACAAGGUGGACUACAAGUACGCGCCCUACGUCGCCGAGUUCGACGACCUCCUGCUCCGCGGCUGCGCCAGUAGCAGUAGUAGUACCGGGGCGUGCGAGCUGCCGGAGGAGGACUACAUGGACUCCGGGGAGCGGUCGGCCAUGGAGAGGUUCAGGGCGAGGCAUCUGACUUACGGGUACUGCUACGACCGCGCCCGGUACCCCGCGCCGCUGUCGGAGUGCAGGGUCGGCGCGGAGGCCGCGAUGUACCUGCCGUCGGGUGACCGGCGCCGGCGCGGCAAGCGCCACCGUCGAGCCGGCGCCGAGGACUCCGCCAUCUGACGAUCUUAGAUUCACUGAUGAUCGGCGUAGCUAGUGCGUGUGGUCUCGAGUGUGUGCCCUGUGUUAUGUGCGACGUGAUUUAUGAUUAUGAUCAGGUUACCGGCUUUCCUCUUCGCA
Brachypodium distachyon (stiff brome) is the source of this 1298-nucleotide messenger RNA. Its product is annotated as probable xyloglucan endotransglucosylase/hydrolase protein 27. The record is from RefSeq and is a predicted model, not a curated record. Gene Ontology annotation, cellular component: apoplast; cell wall. Bases 195 to 1181 code for a protein of 328 amino acids. Gene Ontology annotation, biological process: xyloglucan metabolic process; cell wall biogenesis. Gene Ontology annotation, molecular function: hydrolase activity, hydrolyzing O-glycosyl compounds; xyloglucan:xyloglucosyl transferase activity. Lineage: Eukaryota; Viridiplantae; Streptophyta; Magnoliopsida; Poales; Poaceae. The transcript has 4 exons.